GAUGAUUCCUUGAUCCUCAGGAAGCAAUAGGGAUGUCUUUGCUUGUGAAGCGCUGAGUCUCAUCUACCUGCUCUUGGCAUUAGCUCCUGCUGCAGGCGCUCUAUGUAUUUGUGAAGCUGGAUGCAGUCUGCAUGAAGCCAGAUCCAUCUUCAGAUCCCAUCAAGGGGUGACCAAAACUCAGCCAGGCUGAUCUGGGUUGAAGACAACAUUCUAGGGGUCAGCGAUGGAGGAGACCCCAGCAGAGGGUGCUGGUGGUCCAGGCAGCCAGAAUUAAUGCUCCGGUGCUAUUUUGAGAGCUAAGGGAGGAAGCCAUCGCUCCGUGGGGCUCUGUAUAGCAGGUGAAGGGUCUGCGUCUGGGUUGGAUGAACACGGAAGCUGCGAGGUGAAGCUCCAUUCCCACUCAUGCAGCACUCAAGAACUCGGACAUCCUGAGAUGGCGUUGUCUGGUGGGCGAUAGAUGCGCUGGGGAGGACCCGAUUUCAGUCCGCAGCCCCUGAAAAAGAAGAGAAGCGGGCGGAGGGAACAACACCCUGCGGGAGGACAGAGCCGAAAGAUGCUGGAGGUGCAGCCGGGCCGCCCCGCCCGCAGUUCUGGCUCCGGCUGCCCCGACCGCCAUCACCACCACUCGCUCGGCUGCAAAAUGAGCUUUUUCUCCCCAAAACAGCGGCUGUCCUGCUAGUGGGGACGGUCUGCCAUGGACAGCGGGCACAUGGGCAGAUACCGGCUGAGCGCCACCGCCAGCCCUCCUCGCUGGGAGAUCGGCAUCUACGCUGCAGGAGCUCUGGCGCUGCUGGGCAUUGCAGCUGUCAACCUGUGGAAGCUCUGGCGUUCUGGCAGCUACCCCGCGCCUUCCCCAUUCCCCAACUAUGACUAUCGUUACCUGGAGCAGAAGUACGGGACGGCCUAUUCAGACAUCAAGCACAAGCGUGGGGCAGCAGCGUGCAGCUUGAAGCCAUUGCCCAGCCGCAAAGCCAGUCUGCGAGGCGCUGACACCUGCGAGAGCAUCAAUGAGCUGGGCAGCCUGGAGCUGAUGAGCAGGGACCUGGGGCUGGCCCCCUACGGGCCCCUAAAGAAAUCUGUCUCAGCCGACUCCCUCAACUCCGUCUCAUCCAUCGGGAACAACUUCGGGCAGGAUUUCACCGUGGGGCAGGUGGAGGUGUCCAUGGAGUACGAUGGGAAGGCGGCCGCCCUGCAUGUCACCCUCUUGCAGGGCAAGGAUCUGCUGGAGAAGGAGGAUGCUCGCUUCGAGUCUUGCUUCAUGCGCAUCAGCCUGCUGCCAGCUGAGCAGAUCGUGGGCAUCUCCCGGAUCCAGCGCAGUGCCUACGCCGUGGCCUUCGAUGAGCGUUUCUCCAUCCCACUGGACCCUGCGGCUCUGGAGGAGGACAGCCUACGCUUCUCUGUCUUUGGCAUUGAUGAGGACGAGAGGAACGUCAGCACUGGUGUAGCGGAGCUCAAACUCUCUGACCUGGAUCUGACUGUGCGCCCCUUCAACGCUUGGCUCUACCUGCAGGACAUGAACAAGACAGUUGACACGGUGGGGGAGAUCCUGCUCUCCCUCAGCUACCUGCCCACAGCUGAGCGGCUGACGGUGGUGGUGGUCAAAGCCAAAAACCUCAUCUGGAGCAAUGGCAAAGGGACUGCAGAUCCCUUUGUCAAAGUCUACCUGCUGCAGGAUGGGAGGAAGAUCAGCAAGAAGAAGGAUGACACCAACCCUGUAUUCAAUGAGGCCAUGAUCUUCUCGGUGCCAGCUAUUGUGCUCCAGGACCUGUCCCUGCGGGUGACAGUGGCUGAGAGUGGUGAGGAUGGCCGUGCUGACAACGUGGGUCACGUCCUGAUCGGCCCAGCAGCCAGUGGCAUGGGCAUCACACACUGGAACCAGAUGCUGGCCACGCUGAGGAAGCCUGUGUCCAUGUGGCAUCCGCUGCGGAGGAAUUAGGCUGCUGGUGGGAGCAACCUGGGACCCUGCGCCCCAACACCAGCUCUGCCCUGGCCACGGUGGCCAAAUGCCAUGUCUGGAGGUGAAAAGGAAGAGGCGGACAGAGCAUCCUGCUACCAGAAUCCUCCACUGGGAGGAAGAGGAGGAUGGAGAAAAUCCCAUCCGUGUUUCUCCCCAUCCGCAUGUGCUGGGGGACCCGCUGAGGAUGGACCAAAACCAGCAUAAAUCCUCCCUGAACUGCUGCCUGGGCACCAGCCAGGCUCCUCAGCAUCCUGCAUGCCCUCUGCUGUGCCCCCAAAACCAAUGGUGACCCCAAAUGUGUGCGGGUCUGGGGGUGGGGGGUGGUGGGGCGUGGGAUUCUUUGGAAGGAUUUUGGGGCAUGCGAGGGGAAAACAGAGAGGGGGGUGAUAAAAGUGCUGGCAUGGUGCAGUUUCUCUCAAGCAUAUGUGGUCUUUCUUUCUGUUGGGUUGCAGAGGGGAUUUGGUGCUCUGCACCAGGGGUGUCUGUCCCCAUAUCUCAUGUGUUUGAGGCCAGGUCCAGGCUGAAUCAUUCCCUAAAGACUACACGUGGUCACCCCAACCCCUUUUCCCAGCUAAAUUAACCCUGUGGCUUCCCUUGCAGCAGGGCUGUUCUACAGAAAUAAGAAACACCCCCAAAUUCUGUAUUAUUAAGCUUCAAGGGGAAAGGAGAAACAAAGAGACAAAGCCCUUUAGAUGCCAUCUGCUUGUGGGCUACCAGCCCAGACGAGGUCUUCUGGGUAAGGUUUGCUGCUCUGGGGACUCAGUUCCCCCUCUGUUAUCCUGAGAUGGACAGAUGGAGGGAUGGACAGGUGAUGGAGAGAUGUGUGGGGCAGGGGAUGCCCUUGGGGGCAUCUGUCCAUCCCUCUGCUUGGGAUUGCUAGUGCAGUUUGCUGAGGGAUGAGAAGGUUCUGUUGUGAAGUUGUGCUGCACUGGCAACACAGUGGCAAGGAGAAGGGCACCCAGGGCUUUUCACUGCCCACAGACAUUGACCUUUUUGUUGUAGUAGAGAGAAACGUUGCAGGGACAGCUGACUGAUUGCUUUCAGUGUUUUAAUAUGUCUUUAUUGGCGUGCUGCAGCCUGUGUACAUCCUUUGUCAGUAAGGAUAACAGGGACAAAUGAAAGUGCUCUCCUCUAUCCGAAGUUUAGGGAGGCCCCAGUGCCUAUUUGUUCAGCAGCUACCACCCAAAACAAAAGCUCCGAUUUUCUACCUCCCCAUACCUUUAGCAGCAUCAUUGCUUCAUGCAGUCCAACCGACGUUGACUUCCAAGUCCCCAGAAGGAAAUAAAUCAGCUCCUUCAUUUC
Coturnix japonica (Japanese quail) is the source of this 3259-nucleotide messenger RNA. It is a transcript of the gene SYT12, whose product is annotated as synaptotagmin 12. Gene Ontology annotation, biological process: synaptic vesicle endocytosis; calcium ion-regulated exocytosis of neurotransmitter. Gene Ontology annotation, molecular function: clathrin binding; calcium ion binding; SNARE binding. The record is from RefSeq and is a predicted model, not a curated record. Gene Ontology annotation, cellular component: plasma membrane; exocytic vesicle. Lineage: Eukaryota; Metazoa; Chordata; Aves; Galliformes; Phasianidae.